Andrographis paniculata is the source of this 1640-nucleotide messenger RNA. RefSeq names its product polypyrimidine tract-binding protein homolog 2. The record is from RefSeq and is a predicted model, not a curated record. Gene Ontology annotation, molecular function: mRNA binding. Gene Ontology annotation, cellular component: nucleus. Bases 179 to 1414 code for a protein of 411 amino acids. The transcript is spliced from 11 exons. Lineage: Eukaryota; Viridiplantae; Streptophyta; Magnoliopsida; Lamiales; Acanthaceae. Gene Ontology annotation, biological process: regulation of RNA splicing.
ACGAACGACCUCAGAUCUUUCUCUAUCUUUUCCUGUCCUCGCCGGGCUUAACUUUCUCUCUUUCGCAGGGUGUCAACACCGAUCAAUCCCAAUCCCAAUCGGUAUCCCUCCUUCCAAGCACUCAUACUAAUCCCAUUCAGAUUCUGUUCCCCUCUCCGAACCCUAAUUUCCAGUUGGGAUGUCGUCUGUUUCUAGCCAGCCACAGUUUCGCUACACCCAACCGCCAUCGAAGGUUCUACACUUGAGGAAUUUGCCAUGGGAGUGUACAGAAGAGGAACUGAUUGAACUGGGAAAGCCGUUUGGGAGAGUUGUCAGCACAAAGUGUAAUGUUGGAGCCAAUCGAAACCAAGCAUUUAUUGAAUUCGCAGAACUAAAUCAAGCAAUUGCGAUGAUAUCAUAUUAUGCAUCAUCGUCCGAGCCAGCUCAGGUGCGAGGGAAGACUGUCUACCUACAAUAUUCCAACAGGCAAGAAAUCGUGAACAACAAAACUACGGCAGAUGUUGCUGGAAAUGUGCUGUUGGUAACAAUUGAGGGGAACGACGCACGCCUUGUUAGUAUUGAUGUUCUGCACUUGGUCUUUUCUGCCUUUGGAUUUGUACACAAGAUUACUACUUUCGAGAAGACUGCUGGUUUUCAGGCUCUGGUGCAAUUUUCUGAUACUGCAACUGCCUCUUCUGCCAAGGAAGCCCUCGAUGGAAGAAGCAUUCCAAGGUAUCUAAUCACAGAUCUGGGGCCGUGCUCUCUUAGAAUCACUUACUCUGCACAUACAGACCUCAGUGUAAAAUUUCAGAGUCACCGUAGUAGGGAUUAUACUAAUCCUAUGCUCCCUGUUGCUCCUUCAGCUAUUGAUGCCACGGGACAGUUUAAUUUAGGAGCUGAUGGGAAAAAACUGGAGCCGGAGAGCAAUGUUCUACUUGCUUCCAUCGAAAACAUGCAGUAUGCAGUGACUUUGGACGUUUUACAUACAGUCUUCUCAGCAUUUGGUUCUGUCCUGAAAAUUGCCAUGUUCGAUAAAAAUGGUGGUCUUCAGGCUUUAAUACAGUAUCCUGAUGUCCAGACUGCUGUUGUUGCCAAGGAUGCCCUGGAAGGACACUGCAUAUACGACGGAGGAUACUGCAAACUUCACAUCUCGUAUUCCCGACACACUGACCUCAGCAUAAAGGUGAAUAACGAUCGGAGUAGAGACUACACCAUCCCGACUACCGCCAGUUUGAAUUCCCAGCCCUCCAUAUUAGGACAGCAACCGUAUCCGGGCAUUCCCGGCUACGGCGCAGCGGCAUAUUCUCCGGCUUCUGCUUCAGGUAUGCCAAUGCAUAAUUACCCUUAUGGGCUUCCUGCAAUGGGGCACGGGGCGGCGCCGCCGUCCCAUGGCGCGCCGCACUCGUCCCCUAUGCAGCCGUAUAAUCAUCAAUAGCGACAGCCAUCCGCCGCCACCGCCGCCGCCGCCGUGCAUAUGGCUGUGCUAUGGGUGUGUGCUUAGAACUCAAUUCUUAACUUGGGAGUUACUGAAUGCAAGAUUUGAUUCUGGUAGUAAAUGUAUUUCUGAUCUGAUCUCUCUCUCUCUCUCUCUCUCUCUCUCUCUACCCUUCUAGACUGAGAAACCUUAUACAAUUUACUCCAUUUCUGGUGUUUUUCAUUCA